CAACCAGGAGGUGAGUAGCUCACAACGACCAAUCAGGAAUCAGAGCUAGACCCGCCCACAAACGCUGAACACUGGAAGUGGGUGAUUUUGAAUCAGAGAAUAAUGGCUGAGAUUGAGGCAGAGGUUGAAACGAAGAAAAGCAAAACACUCAUCAUACGACAUCUACCCAAAGAACUUAACAGAGAUGAGAAGGAGGAUCUCCUGAAGUAUUUUGGUGCCUCCUCCGUCAGAGUGCAGUCAGACAAAGGACCCCUAAAACAUACGGCAUUCGCAAGUUUUAGCAGUGAAGCUUCAGCGUCAAAGGCACUGAACAGACUUCAUCAGCUGAAAAUCCUUGGUCACACGCUUGUCGUUGAGUUUGCAAAGGAUCAGGACAAUGUCACUGUAUUGAAAGACCCACCUGUUUCUGACAGUGGAGCUGAUACCCGAGCAGAGAAGGGAAAGGAAAAACAGCAACACAACGUUCCUCUGGUGGACAACAGCAUUGCUCCAAAUCUGGGGUUGAAAUUUCAAAGAAAUCCGACGCUGAAAUAUUUUUACCCUCCUCCUUCAAGUGGGAUUUUGACAAACAUUGCACACACGCUUCUCAGUGUGCCCAAGUUCUACGUUCAAGUUCUUCACCUGAUGAAUAAAAUGAACCUCCCUUCCCCAUUUGGUCCAGUGACGGCUCCUCCUCCAAUGUUUGAGUUGCCCCCAGGCCCUUUGCCGCCCAUGCCCCCACCCUACCCUCCAGAGAACCCCCCGCUUCCAGAGGAGGGGGCGUCGGGUAGCGACGAAUCUGAGUAUGAGAGCGGAGAUGAUGAAGACAAAGAAAGGAUGAUCAGACUGAUGGGUCUUGUGAACCAGCCAUGCAAAAGACAGAUGAGAGCAAAGGCUUCUUCUAAGAGGAAGAAACCUCGAUUAAAGGAUCUCCUGUUUGUUCCCAAACCUGAUAUUCAUGGCGCCUCAGGCCCAGUCUUGCAGCCAGAAGACGUGUUCGAACAACCUCAAUCACUAGGACAGAAAAAGAUUGAGUUUCAUAUAUCAGCGGAGGGGUCCUCCGUCCUCGAGGGGCCCGAACAGGAUCAGGAGCCGCAUUUCACAGAUACUGAAGACACGGCUAAGACGGAGGCUCCCGUUCAGGAAGCUACAGAAGGGUUCGGAAAGAUCUACCCAAGCGCUCAGGUCCCCAGACAAGAGGAAGAUAUGGAUGAAGAUGAAGACAUACCCUCCGAGUUCAUCUCCAGGAGAGAGCUAGAGAGAGGCAGACUCUCUCGAGAUGAGAUAAAGAAAUUGUCUGUGUUUAAGAAGUACGAACCCGGAGAACCUACCUGCAGGCUUUACGUAAAAAAUAUUGCAAAGCAAGUUGAAGAAAAAGAUCUAAAGUUCAUCUACGGCCGGUAUAUCGACAUCUCCUCAGAGGAGCAGAGAAACAUGUUCGAUAUUGUGUUGAUGAGAGAGGGGCGGAUGAAAGGCCAGGCUUUCGUCGGCCUGCCAAGCGAGAAGAGUGCAGAGAAAGCCUUGAAGGAAACCAAUGGAUAUGUUCUCCAUGACAAACCUUUAGUAGUGCAAUUUGCCCGAUCUGCAAAACCUAAACCAGAAUCUGCCAAUCCAACAAAAGGAGGAAAAAAAUCCUAAACUGGUGGGAAAGAGGACACAUUCAGAUAUCGAUGUUGCAUCAUAGUACCUCAGUCAUGAGUCUACAGGAAGUUCAACUUUACAUCAUAUCCUUUAAAAUAUCCUUUGCAGAUGUUGUGCGCAAGUUUACAUUAAAUUAUACGCAUGGAUAAAAGGGUAUAGGAAAAUGUUAUCUUUAAAAGGACACUCCACUUUUUUCAAGCUCCCCUAUAGUUAAACAUUUGAUUUUUCCCGUUUUGGAAUCCAUUCGGCUCAUCUCCAGGUCUGGCGCUACCACUAUUAGCAUAGCUUAGCAUAAUCCAUUGAAUCUGAUUAGACCAUUAGCAUUGCGCUAAAAAAUAACCAAAGAGUUUAGAUAUUUUUUCUAUUUUAAACUUGACUCUUCUGUAGUUACAUUGUGUACCAAGACAGACAGAAAAUUAAAAGUUGUGAUUUUCUAGGCAGAUACUCUUUGGUUAUUUUUUUUGCG
Messenger RNA from Paramisgurnus dabryanus, 2086 nucleotides. RefSeq names its product RNA-binding region (RNP1, RRM) containing 3 (gene rnpc3). Gene Ontology annotation, cellular component: U12-type spliceosomal complex. Gene Ontology annotation, biological process: mRNA splicing, via spliceosome. Lineage: Eukaryota; Metazoa; Chordata; Actinopteri; Cypriniformes; Cobitidae. Gene Ontology annotation, molecular function: protein binding; pre-mRNA intronic binding; U12 snRNA binding. The record is from RefSeq and is a predicted model, not a curated record.